UUUCCCCCAGGAGUGAGAUGUUAAAUACCAGCCUGACACAGCCCUGAGCAUUCAGACUUGCCUCCUGAGACAACAUCAUGAAGUCACUGGGUGUCUUCUUCAUGGUGCUGCUCACCCUCUGGAUGGUGCCACCAUCUUGGUCUGGCACAAUCUUACCUGUGCAACAAAUCCCCAGAGGGAAACCUGGAACCUGCCCAGACGUCACCUUUAAGUGCGCCAUGUACAAUCCCCCAAAUCGCUGCCACUCUGACUACCAGUGUCCAAGAUUCAAGAAGUGCUGUGAGACUUUCUGUGGGAGGGCCUGUGUUUAUCCUAAGGGACAUGGUAAAGCAUAACUUCCUGUGUCCCGAGGGCAUCCCCAAGCCAGGAGCAACCAUGACACCAGCUCGAUGUGUCUGGCCUCGCUGGGGUCCCACAGACCUGCCCUAGGAAAUCAGCUUACACAAUGCCUGCAUAGCACUUGCACUCUUAGGGCUUGUCUACAUCAGAAAGUUGCAGCGCUGGUGA
This is a messenger RNA of Gopherus flavomarginatus (Mexican gopher tortoise), 507 nucleotides long. It is a transcript of the gene PI3, whose product is annotated as peptidase inhibitor 3. Gene Ontology annotation, biological process: antibacterial humoral response; innate immune response. Gene Ontology annotation, cellular component: extracellular region. The transcript is spliced from 3 exons. Gene Ontology annotation, molecular function: peptidase inhibitor activity. The record is from RefSeq and is a predicted model, not a curated record. Bases 78 to 335 code for a protein of 85 amino acids. Lineage: Eukaryota; Metazoa; Chordata; Testudines; Testudinidae.